This is a messenger RNA of Beta vulgaris subsp. vulgaris (sugar beet), 2784 nucleotides long. RefSeq names its product ATP-dependent DNA helicase 2 subunit KU80. Gene Ontology annotation, biological process: cellular response to X-ray; DNA recombination; cellular response to gamma radiation. The record is from RefSeq and is a predicted model, not a curated record. NCBI's taxonomy places the organism in Eukaryota, Viridiplantae, Streptophyta, Magnoliopsida, Caryophyllales, Amaranthaceae. The transcript is spliced from 12 exons. Gene Ontology annotation, cellular component: nucleus; Ku70:Ku80 complex. Gene Ontology annotation, molecular function: double-stranded DNA binding; telomeric repeat DNA binding; damaged DNA binding. Bases 141 to 2360 code for a protein of 739 amino acids.
UUAACGUCCAUGGCAUAAAGCUUCUUCAGCAAUCUUUUUCGUUUACUCAAUACAAACAUUUCUCAACAUCUCUUCGUUUCUUCCCUCCUUCACGUCCCAAACCAUGGCUCGAAACAAGGAAUCACUGGUUUUAUUGCUUGAUGUUGGUCCAAAGAUGCAUGGUGUUCUUCCACAAGUUAAGAAAGUCUGUGCCAUGCUUUUGGAGAAGAAGGUCACUUGUUCACUACUUCCUGCUUUUGUCUCUCGCUCUUUUUCAAUUUGGAGGAUAUACCUUUAUAUGUAUGCUAAGGCGUACAUGUCCAAUAUAUCAUUCUGUUUCUUUUUCCCUCUUUAUGAUGCUCAUUUAUAACAAAUUCGAUGAAGUAGGGAUUGUCUUAUUUGGAACUGCAGAAACAAACAAUGAGCUCACUGCAGAAGUUGGUGGAUAUGAGAAUAUUGUGGUUCUGAGAGGUAUAAAGGUUGUAGAUGGGGACCUGGUUGAUGCUCUGGAAGAACUUCCACAAGGGACGGUUCGCGGUGAUUUUCUUGAUGCAAUUGUUGUUGGAAUGGAUAUGGUAAUAAAGAAGUAUGGGCCAACUAACAAGGGAAAGAAACGCCUCUGUCUAAUCACUAAUGCCCUCUCUCAUCUAAGAGAUCCAUAUGAAGGAACAAAAGAAGAUCAAGUCAGUACUAUUGCUCUGCAAAUGACUGAGCAGGCCAUAAAGUUGGAAUGUGUAGUAGUUAGAGGGGAACUAAGUGGUGAUGCUGAUAAGAAUGUUAUGGAUGAGAAUGACAAGCUAUUAAACCUUUUCACAAAGAGAACCUGGGCAAAGACUGUUUAUGUUGAAACUCCGACGUCACUGCUAGGAGCACUCAGGACACGAAGCAUAGCCCCCAUCACUAUCUUCAGGGGUGAUCUUGAAGUGAGCUCUAGAUUGAAAAUUAAGGUUUGGGUGUACAAGAAAACUUCUGAGGAAAGAUUUCCAACCCUGAAGAAGUAUUCAGAUAAAGCACCUUGUACUGAUAAAUUUGCUACCCAUGAAAUCAAGGUGGAUUAUGAGUAUAGAAGCAUUCACGAACCAGACAAAGUUGUACCUCCAGAACAAAGGAUUAAAGGUUAUCGUUAUGGACCAGAAGUGGUCCCCAUCUCAUCUGAUGCAUGGGAAGCUGUCAAGUUCAAACCAGAGAAGGGCUUGAAGCUCCUCGGAUUUUCUGAUGCUAAAAACAUACUACGCCAAUAUUACAUGAAAGAUGUCAACUUAUUCAUAGGUGAGCCUGGCAAAAGAGAAGCGGUUAUUGCAGUUUCCGCUUUGGCUAGAGCGAUGAAGGAAUUGAAUAAGGUGGCCAUAGUUCGCUGUGUUUGGAGGCAAGGACAGGCAGGUGUUGUGAUUGGGGUUUUGUCACCAAAUGUAUCUAUGAAGGACAAUAUUCCUGAUUCACUGUACUUCAAUGUACUCCCAUUUGCUGAGGAUGUUCGGGAGUUUCAAUUUCCUUCUUUCAAGAAUCUCCCAGCAACAUUUCAGCCAAAUGACGAACAACAGGAGGCUGCUGAUAAUCUAGUAAGGAUGCUUGACCUGGCACCACCUGCCAAAGAAGAGAUUUUAAAGCCCGACCUAACACCAAAUCCUGUUCUAGAGCGGUUUUACCACUUUCUAGACCUAAAAACAAAGAACCCAGAUGCAGCUAUUCCUCCACUUGAUGAAGCCUUAAAGAGGAUAACUGAACCUGAUGCAGAACUUCUUUCUAAAAACAAGUCUGUAAUUGAUGAAUUUCGAAGAUGCUUUGAAGUAAAGGAGAAUUUUAAGAGGAAGAAAUCUGCUAGGUCAUACAAGGAGAAGCCAUCUGGAUCUGAUGAUGAGAAAGAGGCUGCAGAAGAUGUUAACAUGGAGAAAACACUGAAAACCACUGAUAAUGAUUCUGCAGUUAAGAUUCAGAACAGUGAUGAUAAACCAUCCAGUGCUCUGGCAAAUAAUUCUCUUGCCAUUGUUGAGAAGAUUGGGAAUAUCUCUCCAGUCCAGGAUUUUGAAGCUAUGUUAUCUCAUAGAGAUAACCCAGAUUGGGUUAGUAAAGCAAUCAAAGGUCUGAAGAGCAAAAUUCUUGAACUUGUAGAGGAUUCGGUUGCAGGAAAUAAUUAUGACAAAGCAGUCGAGUGUCUCGUUGCCCUUCGAAAAGGCUGUGUCCUCGAACAGGAACCCACACAAUUCAACAAUUUUCUGCAGUAUCUUUACAGAUUCUGCAAAGAACAUGAGCUGAAUGAUUUCUGUGAGCUCCUUGUCUUGAAAGGGAUGACAUUAAUCACAAAAUCCGAAGCCGAAGACAGUGAUGUGGCAGAUGAAGCAGCCAGAAGUUUUUUGGUUCCGAAAGAUCCCAAGGUUGAAUGAGAACUCGUAUAAUUCAACUGGUGUAAAUAUCUGACUUGCGCACUCUGCGUGCUUUUUUGGCCCCUUGCUAUGGGGCGGAGACAGGAGGAAAAGCGUAGUGGUUGUAGUGAUACACUAAAACUAUUACUGUUACAUGUAUCAUAUCUGACUUGCGCACUCUGCGUGCUUUUUUGGCCCCUUGCUUUGAGGCGGAGACAGGAGGAAAAGCGUAGUGGUUGUAGUGAUACACUAAAACUGUUACUGUUACUGUUACAUGUAUCAUAUCUGACUUGCGCACUCUGCGUGCUUUUUUGUCCCUUUGCUUUGAGGCGGAGACAGGAGGAAAAGCGUAGUGGUUGUAGUGAUACACUAAAACUAUUACUGUUACUGUUACUGUUACUGUUACAUGUAUCAUGUAUGCUAAUUGCUGAUGUACAUUUUUCUA